UAAAACCCAAAGCCCGUCCAAGUCCCCUCUGAUUUUCUUCAAUUUUUUUGGGCUUGGCUUCAGCGAUCAUCUUCUUCCUUUUUCCCUCCCCCUGAGCUCGGGAAGCUCGGGAAGCUCGGGAACCCUACAUUUCCUCGAUUUCCUUUCCCGUUUCAUCUAUCACUACAUCGUUUUGUUCUACUAAACCCUAGAUAGAUUUUAGAACCCUAGAAAUUCUUUCUUCUGCUGAUAAUUGCUUUCAGUUUUGUUAAUUAGGGAGGCUUUACCGGCCCAAUUCAACCCUCCCGUCUUCGCAUUACUUCCUUGUUCAGUAGAAAUGUCAUCCCUUCUUUAAGUUUUGGUAUUUGGCCUUCGACAUCUUCGAUCACCAAGACUACUCUGUACCGAACCUUUCUCAGGUUCUUCAAGGUUACCAACAUGGCAAUCAGAAUCACCGUCACCUAUUCCAGCUACCUCGCUCAGAAUCUCGCUUCAUCGGUCGGGAUUAGGACUGGGAACUGCAGGUUGUUCCAUGAGUGCUGCGGACGAUCAAGGUUCCUCUUCUCUAACCAGAAGUCUGAUGUUGACCCAGCUGCUGCUGCUGCUGCGAGGAAUUACCGGGCUGAUUUCAAGAGAUCCCCAACGGGAUGUUGGCCUAAGGCAUCCGCGUCGUUAUAUAAUUCCCUCUCCGGCGAUUUUGUGAGUGAUAACUGUUCUUCUCCUCUGGUUAUGGGUUUGAUUUCGAUGAUGAAGUCUUCGGCUUGCGUUUCUGGAUCUGCCGGUAUGGGAAUUUUUGGGAUUUCGUCGUCGUCCGUUCUCGGAUUUAAGGCCUCUUCGCUCCUUACAUUUUUCCAGGGGACGAAGUGGCUUCCGUGUAAUGAAUUCUUUCAGGGUUCUGUAAGCAACGAAGUGGAUAAAGGUGGAACACUUUGUUGUGAUAGAGAACAUAAUGAGGCCCCAGGGACAGCCUCGAAAGGGUUAAAUGAAAGGAUGAUUCAAAAGAAAUGCUGGCUUUCGAGGCUUGUGAGUUUCUCGUCCGAUGAUGCCAAGGCUGUUUUUACGGCGUUGACUGUUACCUUACUGUUUCGCUCCUCCUUGGCUGAGCCGAGAUCAAUUCCAUCACUUUCUAUGUAUCCAACUCUCGAUGUGGGGGACAGAAUAUUAGCAGAGAAGGUUUCAUACCUUUUCAGAAAGCCUGAUGUUGCAGAUAUAGUGAUUUUCAAGGCCCCUCCAGUUUUGCAGGAAUUUGGUUAUAAUUCAGGUGAUGUGUUCAUCAAAAGAAUUGUAGCCAAAGAAGGAGACUGUGUUGAAGUUCGUGAUGGAAAGUUGCUGGUGAAUGGUGUUGUACAAGAGGAAGAUUUCAUUCUAGAGCCACUUGAUUAUGAGAUGGCCCCAGUGCUUGUGCCUAAAAGUUAUGUUUUCGUGAUGGGUGAUAAUCGGAACAACAGCUUUGACUCCCAUAAUUGGGGUCCUCUUCCGAUAAAGAACAUUGUUGGCAGAUCAGUGCUCCGCUACUGGCCUCCUUAUAAAGUAUCAAAUACUGUUUAUGAACCACAGGAUAAUGUAUCAAACACUGUCUUUGAACCACAGGCAGGACACAAUCUCGUGGCAGUUUCCUGAUCCAUCAACCCUUUUCUUCAAUUCUAGAAGGCGAAACUUCUGCCGCGAAUAUGAAGGGAGGAUUCAUUAUCCUCUGCAUCAUGAAGAAAAUGAAUUUUUUUCCUAUUUUAUUCAUGGACCUCUGUAAAUAUAGUCCUGGGACUUUCUGUAUGUAGUUCGUUCCUGAGUGCUUAAAACAGUGCAUUUUAUCUCCAUUGUAUCCGGGCUUUUGUCAAUUUUGGAAAGAACAUUCUCAUAAUGGUCCAACUGAGGCCAAGAAUAAAUUCUUUCUCUAAUGGCAUUAGUCUUUCCAACUUCUACCUUUUCCUACGAGUCAGUCAGGCAUUUCAGUCCUGCUUUUUGGGAAGUUUAUUUAUGUGUCUCAUGCAUCGAAGUAUGAAGAAGUGGAGAGAUUGAGAUGAUGCAA
Molecule: messenger RNA, 2005 nt
Organism: Nelumbo nucifera (sacred lotus)
Lineage: Eukaryota; Viridiplantae; Streptophyta; Magnoliopsida; Proteales; Nelumbonaceae
Product: thylakoidal processing peptidase 1, chloroplastic-like
Biological process (GO): thylakoid membrane organization
Cellular component (GO): chloroplast thylakoid membrane
Molecular function (GO): serine-type endopeptidase activity
Source: RefSeq, a predicted model, not a curated record